AUUAGAUAAAAACCACCAAUCACCUACGAGCAUGAUUGUUCCGACCAAUCAGGACGAAGACGCUCCGUUUCGUCACAGCCAAGAGCCAAGCAGAAACACGUCGUGACAUAAUGCGCAUCAUGCUAUCAUCAUACAAGUACAUUUUACGAUGGCCGAAGUACUUCCAUCAUCGUCUGCUAACGAACCUAACGAAGCAGCUAUCAAAGAAGAGGAUGAUUCGCCUUCAGGAAGCAAGAAAAUCAAGCUUACUACCGAUCAUCCAACACCAGUCGAAGGAUGUAAGACAGAAAACUUGGAGUAUCGUUUAGGAGGCAUUCUUUGCUGCGCAGUUUGUUUGGAUCUGCCGAAAACCGCCAUUUAUCAGUGUACAAAUGGUCACUUAAUGUGCGCUGGUUGUUUCUCUCAUUUGUUGGCUGAUGCACGUUUACGAGACGAAACAGCGACUUGUCCUAAUUGUCGUAUUGAAAUUAGCAAGAUUUCGGCGACUCGUAAUUUAGCUGUCGAAAAAGCAGUCAGCGAAUUACCUUCGGAAUGCCAGUUUUGUGGUAAAGAUUAUCCGCGUAAUUUAAUCAGUCGGCACGAGCAGUCGUUAUGCAAUGAAAGAAUCACCAUCUGUCGAUAUAGUCGUAUCGGUUGUCCUUGGCGAGGACCAUUUCACGAGCACGCAGAACAUGAGAAAGUUUGCCAAUUCCCUUGUACGACGGGAGCUCAAAUAUUGGAAGUGCUUGACGUAAUCGACAAGAAAAAUCAAGAAGAAAAGUGUUUAUAUGAUUCGAUCUUCGAUCUGUUAUCUUACGAACACAUCGUUCUCAAUGACUUACAAUUGAAACCAUACAGAACGGACGAAUUCAUCCAUAAAUUGUACUACGAAUCGCUUCGAUUUUCCGCAUUUAAUUAUCAAUGGGUUGUGAAAACACGUAUCAAUGAUUUUCAACGUGAUCCGGCGCUCAGUUGCCAACGUGAAAUGUCCUAUCAAUUAUCGUUGAAAAGCAAAAUAUCGGUGCCAAUGAAUAUUCAUUAUAUGGUUUUGAAAGGACCUUCCAGCGACAUAAAAUUGAAAGCGAGAAUUUACAAAUUUGAAUUUACAGAACUUGAAAAUGAAGCUCCGUAUGUCAAGUUACCUUUGUUGAACACCGCAGAAUGUAAUCGCUUAUUAGCUGCCAGAACUAUCAGUUUUAGCGAUGAAAAUUUCAGUAUUUUAAGUACUACGGAAUUUCAGGUAAAAAAAUUUCUAUUUCGUAAUUUGAAUAAUACGUAAUUAACGAACAAAAUUUUGGGUUUGAAAUCUGAUCCGAGAUUUUGUUCGUUUCUGGUAUCACCCCAGAUCAAGUAAGUACUACUCGUUCAAGUGUUAAGACAUCAUAAUUCUGUCAAACAAUUGUUUCAUAUUUGUUCUGCUCCAUUCAGUAUUAUUUAUUUGUGUAAGUGGGUAAUCAUUUCAUUUCACAUAGUUUGCAUUUAUCUUGUUUUAUGUUAUGUUUUGCUGGAAAAAACUGAAUAACUGAAUUUUUUCCUUAUUGUUAGGUUGAUAAUGUUUCUCCUUCCCAGAUAGGACGACUUAUUUUUCACGUUGGACGUGUUCAAGUGAGAUCUACAAGGUAAGUUUGUAAGAUUUAAUUUCGACGCAAUGUGUUUUUUAUUUUAGAAAAUUUGUACUAAUUAUAUUGUAAGUAAUCCGCAUGUUUACUAUUUCGAUGUACGAGAUUUAAUUUCUCUUUCCAAAUUGAUGUACCUUUACGUUUUGAAAUGUCGACUAUCGAUAAAAUACUCUUGUAAAAUUGAUUAUUGUUUAUCAUAUCGUUUUUGAAGAGAAAUAGCGAAAAAUAAAAUUGUAACUUUUCAUUAUUUUUGUUUAUUAAAUAUUGUACGUUUCUCUUAAUUAUCCUAAAAGAAAAAUGUUUUCUAUUUUGUUGGCUUUGUCGUGUUUCAUAGAUUUUCUUUGUAAUAAGUAUUAGUUUUCGCUCGUUUUUACGAUAAUCCAGUGAAAAGACGAGCACUCUUUAAAAUGUAAAUGUACUUUGUAAGAAUUCAAAUACAUUUAAAUCACCGAUAGUACAA
Messenger RNA from Planococcus citri (citrus mealybug), 2058 nucleotides. Its product is annotated as zinc finger TRAF-type-containing protein 1 homolog. Bases 149 to 1258 code for a protein of 369 amino acids. Gene Ontology annotation, cellular component: nucleus. Lineage: Eukaryota; Metazoa; Arthropoda; Insecta; Hemiptera; Pseudococcidae. The transcript has 7 exons. The record is from RefSeq and is a predicted model, not a curated record.